Messenger RNA from Knipowitschia caucasica, 2967 nucleotides. The record is from the annotation of a GenBank genome assembly. Lineage: Eukaryota; Metazoa; Chordata; Actinopteri; Gobiiformes; Gobiidae.
AUGGAGGAGGAUACGGUAGAACACCAGCUUCUUCUGAACGCUAAAGAAGGCAAUGUAAACAAGAUCCAGACCCUACUUCAGUCGAGGAUUAGCCAUAACAUUUCUCUCGAUAUCGCCUGUCGCUUCAGGUGGAAACCAUAUCCUGGAUGGACCCCUUUGCACAUGGCUUGUUUUCACGGACAUAAGGAUGUUGUGGAGGAGCUUCUGAAGGCAGGGGCUGAUGUGAAUUUACAAGAUGACGCAGGUGACACAGCACUGCACAAAGCUGCUUCCACUGGAGGAAAGGAGAUUGUCUUGCUUCUGCUUCGCUAUGAUGCAUGUGUCGACAUUAUCAAUGGAACAGCACAAGUCCCCAAAGAUGUUACUGAGGAUGAUGAAAUUGUUACAAUGUUGGAGGCUGCAGAGAGACGGGAGGCAAGACGACAGGAGAAGAGGCUUCUGCAAGCAGCUCGAGAAGGGGACGCUCCCACUUUGUCAAAGCUGCUGACUGAAAACAAUCCCCCAAAUAUUCACUGCCGAGACUCAUUGGGGAAUACGCCUUUACAUUGUGCCGCCUAUAGAGGGCAGAAGCAGUGCAUAAUAAAAUUGCUUAAGUUUGGAGCCAAGCCCACCAUCGGAAACAGCAAUGGGCAGACGGCACUGGACGUGGCUCGCACCUCUGAAAUUAGGCAGACAUUAUCAUCCUGUCAGCAGAAGGAAGUGAACAAUGUUGUGGCGAAGAUUGAAGGCCCUCUUUGGAAGAGCUCUAGAUUUCUUGGAUGGAGAUUGCAUUGGGUGGUAAUUAAGGAGGGUAAUUUAUCCUGGUACCACACACACGCAGAUGCUGCAGCAGGUGUGAGAAAACAGGGCAGCGUGUCUCUAUCACAAGCCUACUGUAUGGUUAAACCUUGGGACCAUUGCUUCUUCAUGCUCAAGUGUGUGGAUAGAACAGUUUUAAAUUUGAAGGUCUCAUCAACACUACAUUCAAUCACUAAAAGAAAAAAAUGGUUAGAGGCAAUAGAUGCACAUGCAGCCUACUGUCCUUGGCACAACAUUAAAGAUCAUGUGACUGAUGAAGAGGAGGAGCCCACUGACACAGCUGUGGAAGACUUCACUCAAGCUCUUCAGACUGCCAGUACUUGCCAAAAGAAACUUGAGAAAGAAGUGUCAAUAUUUUUGUCAUUAGUGAGAAACCUGCAAAAUGAUGUAAUUGAUCCAUCAAUUUCUCUAAAAGCUAAAGAAGCCAGUGAGCUUUCAGCUGAAACCUCUGCUGCUCUUCAUCUGUGUCUGGAACUGCUGUCCAAACAAGAGGAGGCACAGGAUCGCAGAACACAGGCGACGCCAGGACAGGUGUGGAGUCUGAGGUUGGAGCAGGAGGAGCAGAAGAACAACGCUUUGACUGAGUCGCUGCAGUUGUUGGCCUCUAAGAACGAAGAGCUAAAGCUGUGUGUGCGCAGGAACCGCAAGUGGACGACCAGUACCUUCACUGAGGAUGACUUCUACGACGCUCUGUCAGAGUCGGGCUCAGAGCUGUCGGUGAGCGGUUUCCUGUCCGUGGCCAGUUGCUCCUUUGAAGAGGACGAGUGGGGAGACGCGCCCCUUCCAAGCAGCAGCAGAAGCAGCAGCAGAAGCAGCAGCCUCAGCCGUCCCGGCGCACUCACGGGGCCUACCGGAAUGUCAGGGGAGGGUAACCAUGGCAACCCAGCAGCCCAACACAAUGGAAUCGUGCAAAGCAGAACAAGUUUACCAGCUCCUAUGUUCUCCAGAAAUGACGUCAGCAUCUGGAGUAUCUUGAAGAAAUGCAUUGGCAUGGAGUUGUCUAAAAUCGCCAUGCCUGUGAUUUUCAACGAGCCCCUGAGCUUCCUGCAGCGGCUCACAGAGUACAUGGAGCACACCUACCUCAUCCAUCGGGCCAACACCACCACUGACUCUGUGGAGAGGAUGAAGUGUGUGGCAGCUUUUGCGGUGUCAGCCGUGGCCUCGCAGUGGGAGAGGACCGGGAAGCCCUUCAAUCCGCUCCUCGGAGAAACCUACGAGCUCGUCAGAGAGGAUCUAGGAUUCCGGUGGAUGUCCGAGCAGGUGAGCCACCACCCUCCUGUCAGUGCCUUUCACGCUGAGGGGCUCAAGGAGGAUUUUGUCUUCCACGGCUCCAUCUAUCCCAAACUCAAGUUCUGGGGAAAGAGCAUCGAAGCCGAGCCAAAAGGACUCAUCACACUGGAGCUGCCCAAAUAUAACGAAGCGUACACAUGGACCAACCCCACCUGCUGCGUGCACAACAUCAUCGUGGGACAGCUUUGGAUCGAGCAGUACGGCAGCGUGGAGGUCAUCAAUCACAAGACCGGCGAAAGGUGUAGCAUGACGUUCAGACCCUGUGGCCUCUUCGGGAAAGAACUGCAUAAAGUGGAAGGCUACAUCUUAGAUAAAAGCAAAAAGAAGCUCUGCGCCAUCUACGGCAAAUGGACUGAGUGUCUGUACACGGUCGACCCUGCUGCGUUUGAGGCCCACAAAAAGAGUGACAAAAAGAAUUCUGAUGACAAAAAGGGAAGCAAACAGAACUGUGUGGACGAGGAGCCGGAGGAAGUACUUCCUCCUGAGGCAGAGACCGUGCAGGUCAUCCCCGGCAGCGAGCUCAUUUGGAAAAUAACACCUCGCCCUGAGAACUCCUCAAAGUACUAUGCCUUCUCCACGUUCGCCAUGCUGCUGAACGAGCUGGAGAAAAGCAUGGAGGGGGUCAUACCCCCCACAGACAGCCGGUUCAGGCCGGACAUCAGAGCCAUGGAGAACGGGGACAUAGAUCUGGCAAGUGCAGAGAAGAAGCGAGUUGAAGAAAAACAGAGAAUGGCUCGUAAAAAUCGAUCCAAGUCAUCAGAGGAAUGGAAAAACAGGUGGUUCCAGCAGGGAUCCAACCCUCACAACAAAGCUCAGGACUGGCUCUACUUGAAAGGCUACUGGGACCGCAACUACACGCAGCUCCCAGACAUCUACUAA